AUGGCAUCGGCCCAGAAUGAGGCCAAGACUGAUGUGUUGAAGUUACACAUGGCCACCGCACAUGACUGGGAAACUGACAAAAACAGAAAGAAGGAUAUCUUUGAUGAUGGAACAAUGUCCUUUUUCUGGCGUGCCCAUACUGUGACGGUGCUGGUGUUGUUUGCUUGCUGUCUUCUAUACAUUGCACUGUUUGAGGAACAAGUGAACGACUCGGAUUACAAUAGUAAAAGAGGAGUGGUUGCUAUGGUGUUGGCAUUCCUCCUUUUUGGGGUAACACAGACACCAGACGGACCAUUCAGGAGGCCACAUCCAGCGUUUUGGAGAUUGGUGCUCUGUGUCAGCAUUGUUUACGAACUAUUUCUAGUCUACCUUCUAUUUCAGUCAACUUAUGAAGCUCGGCAAUUGCUUACUCACUUUGAUGACAGACUCGGAAGACAGAUGCCUGAAAAAGCUUAUGGAGGAAAUUGUUACAUUUAUGAUCCGGAUCAUUCUGAUCCCUUUCAUAAUUUAUGGGACAAAUUAGAUGGAUUUGUUCCUACUCACUUCUUUGGUUGGUGGGCAAAGACUCUGAUACUGAGGGAUUGGUGGCUUUGUACUGUAUUGAGUAUCAUGUUUGAGAUACUCGAGUAUACCCUGGAACACCAGCUGCCAAACUUUAGUGAGUGCUGGUGGGAUCACUGGAUCAUGGAUGCUUUAGUAUGUAAUGGUCUAGGGAUCUAUCUUGGUAUGAAAACACUCAACUACCUAUCUAUGAAACCAUAUCAUUGGAGAGGCAUGUGGAAUAUACCUACAUACAGUGGAAAGAUCAAGCGAUUUGCUCUCCAAUUUACACCAUACAGUUGGACAGAUUUCGACUGGAAACCACUGUCCAGUCUCAAACGCUGGUUUGCCAUGCUAGGUGUGAUAGCUUUUUUCCUACUGGCAGAACUAAACACUUUCUACCUCAAGUUUGUAUUAUGGAUUCCUCCAGAACAUUACCUCAAUCUUACUCGCCUUGUCCUCUUUUUGUUCAUGGGUGCAGCUGCACUGCGGGAAACCUUCCAGUAUCUUGAUGACCCGACCUGCAAAACGUUUGGUCGCCAGUCUUGGCUAAUAUCAGCCAUUAUUAUCACAGAAGUACUGAUCAGUCUCAAGUUUGGUUGGCAGACGAUCAGUAAGCCCCUUCCUACCCAUGUGACUCUCUUCUGGAUACUUGGUCUGCUAGGCCUGGUCCUUCUGACAGUGUGGAAGUUUUACAUCUACCGUGAUGUUAAAAGUGAUGUACCGUUAUCAGACCACCCAUUGGAUGGACUAAAUAACGGUCAUAAAGGUGGCUAUACUAGGAUGUCAAAAGAACAAAAUGGUCACUCAAAAGUGAGACAGCGUUUUCAAUAUUCCUGAUAUUUGAAUGUUUAACAUUGCCAUUGAUUGGGAUUGCAGAGACAUGACAUCUCAUUGGUUUGUUAUGGAGGACACAUCAAGUGGAUAUUUGACAAUAAGAUAUGGUUACAACAGUUUCAUUUUCAACAUUGACUCAUUGUACAAUAUACUUAGUUGACUUUGUAGUUCAUUUCGUUAACAUCCAAUCUUAAAAUAAAUC
Ylistrum balloti is the source of this 1579-nucleotide messenger RNA. RefSeq names its product phosphatidylserine synthase 2-like. Bases 1 to 1380 code for a protein of 459 amino acids. Gene Ontology annotation, molecular function: L-serine-phosphatidylethanolamine phosphatidyltransferase activity. Gene Ontology annotation, biological process: phosphatidylserine biosynthetic process. The record is from RefSeq and is a predicted model, not a curated record. The transcript is spliced from 11 exons. Lineage: Eukaryota; Metazoa; Mollusca; Bivalvia; Pectinida; Pectinidae.